Durusdinium trenchii is the source of this 2760-nucleotide messenger RNA. NCBI's taxonomy places the organism in Eukaryota, Dinophyceae, Suessiales, Symbiodiniaceae. The record is from the annotation of a GenBank genome assembly.
ACCACCUCUAGAAAAGCAAUUGGCCUUUGCUAAGCAACUUUGGUGAUGCUCAUGUGGCUUGCUCGCUGGGCGCAGGGAUGGAUGCUCGCCAGUUGACCCUCAGCAUACCUCGACUAGAGGUCAAGACUUACCGCAGAGUCUGCAAUGCUACAGAUCGGAUCCCCAAGCCACCGCACUUUAUCUACCAUGUGCGAUGUAGUUGGACAGGCUCCAGGAGUGCGUUUGAGUUCGGUUCGGAGGAAGAUGCCGUCUCUCAACAAAGAGGUGAGAGUUACUGGUGGGAUCCAUUACCUUCAUGCUACACUGUGAAAAGACGGUGGAACGACAUUCAGAAGUUUCACCACUUGGUCGAUCAAUUGGCCUUCGACAAGCAGGGGGGCUACCGGCGGGUCAAGACUCGCACACCAGUUCUUCCCAAAGCUGGAGAACUGGAUGCCUUCCUUGUGUCCCUAGCAGCCACCGGCGACGUGAUGUCGCUCACACGUCGCCCAGCCGAUAUCACUCCAGGCAUGGAAGAUGCUCUUGGAGAGCUGGACUUGCUGCAUACGGUUUAUGUUGACCGCCUGAGGCCUUAUUUCUGGGAGAUCAACAAGGUCUUAGCUGAGCUUCCAGCCCACCUUUUGCAGGAAAGCGCUGCCUUGCGGAACUUUGUGACAAACGGUGUGAGCUGUAAGAAGAGGUACAAGGCGGAGACCUUCUUUGGCCGAGGACCCUUCUGUUUGGAGCCUUCACAGUACAUUGCGCAAGGCAAGAGAGAGGUACAGCGCCAGAAGCAGGUCAAAGCCGAAAGUAGCAGACAAAGUUCUCCUCGGACUGGUGAAGGUGAUGAUGCCAGCCUAACACGCCGCUCGAAGGCUUCUAUAAGGCGGCAAGGGUCUUCGUCCGCAUCACGGAGAGCGAAAACGACUGGAGGCCUCCAGCUCUCAUCCUCCUUGCCUGCGCUGAGUUCUGAGGCACUGGACAGAACCGAGCGGCGACGAUCUUCAGUUGACGAGCUUCUAAUGGAUGCUGAAGAGGACAGACGUAUUGAGAGGCUAGCUGCUUCGCAUUACGGCUUUUUCGCACAACGUAUGUCCAAGAAGGACAUGGCGCCUUCUUCGAAAGAUUAUUGGCGCUUGAUGUCCUUGAAGGAGAAGAAAGAGAUGGGUCGGCGGGCUAUGAUCCUUCCGCUUGACUCCGUGGCUCCCCCGCCUUCAAGGCUCGGUUCGAGGAUUCUGGAAGAUCCAGACGCCGACAACUGCUCAACGUACAGCGCUCGAAGCUUCUGGCUGAGCACCCCACAAGCGAAGGCCACCAGUCAGAUGUGCUCACGGCUGCCAAGCCUUCCUCCGCCGAACGAAACGGAGCCCUUCCGCCAGGACACGUCCAAGCCAAAGCCGGAACGAAGGCCAUCUCCGCAACACUCGCUGGGCCUGUCAUCCUUGAUGAAGAAGCCUGCAGAGAAGAUUGAACACAUGGAGGUGGUCAUGCGAGAUUUGUGUGAAGGCUUCCAGGUUUGCCUGCUUGGAGAAGCUGCACCACAGGUACCUCGAAGCAUGCGCCUCAAGGAGCCCAUGAAGCGCUAUGCGAAUCCUGAGCGGGAACAAACCAUGAAGGUUUACCGCUUGUAUUGCAAUUUAUUGCAGACAGAAGGCGUCGAUCCUUCAGGCGAGUCUUUGCCGGAGGCGCCUGAGAAGCCUCUUGACAAGGAGCAGAAAGGGAGGAACUUAUCUCCGAUGGGCCGCUCCUUUCUGAGUUCGGCAUCAAAGAAGGCCGGCGAGCAGGCUCGCCGUCGGCAGCGACGGAAUGGAAUCAAUUUUGGUCAGGAGCUUGCGCGGAUUACCUGGCACACGGUCCUGGGUUGGGCGCAGCACAUGGAGGAUUUGGCCGCGGACUUCAGGUAUCGCUCAGUGACAGCGGCUCUCAAUCGUGCCCUUCACCUGUGGAGGAAGAAGCAGGCAACACCCCGGCAAAGACAGGAGGGCGUGGAUUUGUCCAUGAUGAUCCAAUGGACCUGGCCAGAUGUGAAAGAGGAUCGCAUUGCAGACAUGAUGCAAUGGAUCUUUGAAUCUGAGCUGGAGAAGUUUCGGCAGCCGACCCCAAGACUCAUGGAUCCUCACGAUCGGCGCAUCUUGGAGGCCCUUUUCCGCCGUCUUGACGAAAAUGGUGUUGGAUCCUGCGCUCCGGAGGACAUUGCUGGUGGGGAAGAGGAGACUGAUGACCGGAAGGAGAACAUCGUGGAUGUGGAAACAGUGAAGGCAGUGAUUGGUGAGGAUCGCAUCGAACUGCUUCCUUUCCUUGAGCUCAUGUGUGAGAUCUCGGAGACUGGAGUCCGCGCACACCCGGGCGCGGCAGAGGUCUUCCGACAGGACAGUCGAAAGCUCGUACUGCAGCAUCGCAGAGCUGUCGGAGGCAAGAUUUGGGUCUUCGAUGGCACUCCAGAAGAUGAGGAACAGUGUCGCCGAGUCGCUGAUGUCUUCGAGGCUGAAGUUUUGCGCUGGAGGGCACUUGCAAACACAAAAGUCCCGGUGAAGCAAGAGGAGCCAGAAGAGCUCGAGCUGGAUGAUGCGGAAGAUAUUCUUGCCAUGCUGGAGACAGACAGCGAGGACGAAGAAGCCGUAGAGUGAAUGAGAAGACAGCUGACAGGGCAUGCGAAUAUAGUCAAUUCAUACCAAUUCGUCAAUUUUGGCAGAGAGGGGCCUUGACUCUUGGCUUUUCCAGCCAGGCCGCUUUUGCAUGCAUUUAGUUUCACUUGAACGCAGAUGCUGAAGUUGAACCUGC